Messenger RNA from Hydractinia symbiolongicarpus, 1126 nucleotides. RefSeq lists its product as uncharacterized. NCBI's taxonomy places the organism in Eukaryota, Metazoa, Cnidaria, Hydrozoa, Anthoathecata, Hydractiniidae. The coding region runs from base 73 to 1017 and encodes 314 amino acids. The record is from RefSeq and is a predicted model, not a curated record. The transcript is spliced from 4 exons.
UUUUAACAACAAAAUUUCUACUACAUUGUAUACAGAAGAAAUAUCACAGUUUUAAAAGACAGCUCAAAUAAGAUGACUGAAAAGUUUAAAAUCCUUUCCAUUAUUGGACUAGCGUGGUUGUCGUUGGCUGUACUGGCACACAUUGUAGGGCUAACAACCAACAAGUGGGUGGUUACCACUUUCUCGGCUGAUGUUGAUAGCAUAGUCAAAGCAUUAAUACCCAACAGCAAUUCUAAAAGUGUUACAAAUCUACAAAAUCAGAUCUCCAUCGGAGGCGUAAAUUCUGUGAACCUACAAAAAUUAUUGAAUCAAAUGGAAUCAUUAACGUUAUUAAGAUCGCUUUCAUUUGAUGUAACAAUCAGCAGCGGCAUGAAGGAGAUUUGUUUGGACGUUGAAAAAAAGAGUGAUGCAAUCGACAAAAAUCUUAUCGACACCAUCAACCGUCAGAUUGAAGUGCAAGUUGGGAUGGUUGUUAAAUGUCAUAGUAUUUCACAUUUAAGUGAUUUAUGGAAAGAAUAUAAAACAAACUUAAAACGACUUGGAGUUAAGUUAAAUGAGGAAGUGAAGAAUAUUGAUGGUUAUUUCGAUGCGUUGAACAAUGUCAAGAUUUGUAUUAUUGCAGCUGCAGUGUUUGCUAGUUUAGCCUUGGUUGCUUCAUUUGUAAAAGCUCCUUGUUUGGAUAUCUCCUACAAACAAUGGAUUGUGGGUAUUGUUGUUGCUUGUGCUUUGAUUGCAAUUGUAUCUUCAAUUGCUGGAGUUGCAGUAUUAAAAAAAGAAUUUAACCUUAAAACCGAUUUUGAAGAUCAAAAAGAAAGGAACCUUGCAGAACUUAAAAAGUUUAGCAAACCAUUAUUCGAUCAAUAUGCUACCUUAUUUGACACUCUGAAAAUAACAGAAAAGAAUGGUUAUUCUCACAUCCUUUUUUGUUUUGGAAUUGUCUUGUUGUUCGCUGCAGUAAUAGUAAACAUUGGAGAAUUGAUCAGUGGCAGGAAAAGCAAAUAUGGUGGAUACGUAUAAAUGUCAUUUCUAAUGUCAGAUGAUAGAAAAAUGAACUAAUCAAAAGUUUUAUAACUAUAUUGAAUAUGUAACAUAUAUGAUAUUAAUCUUCAUAUUUUUUAUCUAUUUG